Messenger RNA from Centruroides sculpturatus (bark scorpion), 765 nucleotides. Its product is annotated as alpha-crystallin A chain-like. Gene Ontology annotation, biological process: protein refolding; response to heat. Gene Ontology annotation, molecular function: structural constituent of eye lens; protein folding chaperone. The record is from RefSeq and is a predicted model, not a curated record. NCBI's taxonomy places the organism in Eukaryota, Metazoa, Arthropoda, Arachnida, Scorpiones, Buthidae. The transcript has a single exon. The annotation marks the transcript as partial.
GCCACUGUUAUCGAUGACGUCACGCGUCACAACAAACGCUCUGUUGCGUCAUGCGCAGACGUUCCAGAAUGUUCGAGAAGUUUCCUCUCUCCUACUAAUACCGGCGACUGCCAGUGUGGCUUCAAAUCUUGUCUGUGGCAACGCAAGGUUCAAGUCAAAAUGUCUCAAUUGUUGUUACCCGCUUUACUAGGCGACGUGUGGGAUUAUCCUCGCCGAUUAUUCGAUCAACAGUUCGGUUUGGGGCUGACAGAUGAGGAUUUCUUCCCUCCGACGUCAUAUCGCGGAUUUAUCGUCAGACCGCGAUGCCAGACGAGUGUCCAAGAUUCUAGUUCCGGUGUUUCCGAAGUAGUCAACACCAAAGACCACUUCCGGGUCAUGACCGACGUCAGCCACUUCUCUCCGGAAGACAUCACCGUCAAAACCGUGGACAAUUGCGUGGUGAUACACGGAAAACACGAGGAGAAGAUGGAUCAACACGGGUUCGUGUCCAGAGAGUUUACCCGCAGAUACGUCCUUCCUAAGGAAGUCGAUCCCGAGAAGGUGACGUCGUCUCUGAGUGGCGACGGAGUGUUGACGGUGGAAGCGCCUAAAAAACGCGAAGAAUUACCGUCUAACGAAAGAGUUGUUCCUAUAACCGUGCAGAGGGUCCCUGCAGUGAGGGAGACGGAGAAAACGGAAGAGGUCCCCAACGAAUAAGUUUCCUCGUUUACUACGAAAAUUCUUUAUUUAUUAAUGAUGUUUAUUAGCCUAUAGUAGGCCUGUAUA